Lentinula edodes (shiitake mushroom) is the source of this 738-nucleotide messenger RNA. RefSeq names its product glutathione S-transferase C-terminal-like protein. Gene Ontology annotation, cellular component: cytoplasm. NCBI's taxonomy places the organism in Eukaryota, Fungi, Basidiomycota, Agaricomycetes, Agaricales, Omphalotaceae. The transcript has 4 exons. The record is from RefSeq and is a predicted model, not a curated record. Gene Ontology annotation, molecular function: glutathione transferase activity. The coding region runs from base 1 to 738 and encodes 245 amino acids.
AUGGCUUUGGCUGAACCUCUUGUUCUCUACACCGCGAAGAUUUGCCCUUUUGCUCACAGGGUUGAACUGGCUCUUGCUGAAACUGGCUUGAAAUCAAACAAGGACUUUGUGAGAUACGAGAUUGACCUCAAAAACAAGCCGGAAUGGUACCAGCCAAAGAUUAAUCCUGCGAGUAAAGUUCCUGCUAUCGCUUACGGUGGCCCCAAAACCACUGGUGACCAACCAUCUCCUUCGUCCACCAAGAUCGCCGAAUCCCUCGUCCUUAUCGAAUUCGUCGCCGAUCUCUUCCCCAACAGUUCUCUACUUCCAAAAGACCCUGUCCUCAGAGCCAAAACCCGAUUUUUCAUCGAUACCUUCGCAAAUAAAUUUGGACCCGCCCUCUUCACCUUCCAAAGCGGCAAAGCUCCCAAUGGCGCAGAGGGUAUCUUUUCUGCCAUCGAACAGCUCCAGGAUCUCAUGGCACCAGAGGGUCUGGCGAUUGGUGAUGGAACAGAAUUUACGCUAGCUGAUGCUGCGGUGAUUCCCUUCUUUGGGAGGAUGGAAGUCUCAUUGAAGAAUGAUUUCGGGGCAUUCCCUGAGGGCGAAGGAAAGAGCACCUGGGAAGCAUUGCAGACGGAUAAGAGGUUCGCGAGGUGGAAGAAGUACUGGGAUACUGCUAAAGCAAGGGAAUCAUUCAAAACUACGUUUGAUGAGGAUUAUCUUACCAAAUCAUACUCGACCCGUUGGACCAGAGCUUGA